AUGCCUUUGCCCGUGAUCCGCCGUCCUCACCCUCGCUCGCGGUUCGGUUGUUUUGUCUGCCGAGCACGGCACAAGAAAUGCGAUGAGCGGCAUCCUCUAUGUUCUGCCUGCGACCGAAAUCAACUGGUCUGUUCGUGGCCAGCAGCCGCGUCGAAGAUUUCGAGUGGAGCUGAGCUGCCUCCUCUUCCGAAAGCAUUGCGUGGACAGGGUCCUGCGUCUGACCUCCUUCGCUAUUACAUCGACUGUACUGCUCCUCGACUUGCGGGGAAAGUCGAUCCAGAAAAUCCGUUUGUAACCUACAAUCUCCCUAUCGCCUGGUCCAAUGACCUUUUGCUGCAUGUUAUUCUUGCCACAAGCGCGUCACACUUAGCAUAUAUUUCUAGGAUAUUACGCGACUACGUGAAAAAGUUGAACAAGGUAUUGGCAACACCGCCGGAUGACACUUCUGGCAAGCUUAAUUUGCUAAGUACCAUCCUCGCUUUAUGCUUCUUUGAGGUACGCGGACCACGGGUAGUGCAACGUCACUGGGAGUUGACAUCGGUACAGGUGGUCAGCUGUAAUCGUCAGGGCGCUUUAUUUCAUCAUCUUCGUGCAUCACGGGUUAUAAUUGCAGAGCUCCAGACCAAGCAGAUUCAACUGGACCAGGCGCUUUUUGGGUUUUGCUUGGAGCAAUACUGCUAUCUAGCAAUCGUGUCUAACAUCACCCACGGCGCCAACAGCUGCAAUGGAGAAAGAAAUACCGAAUUUUUGGAGAUACCCCUGAGACAUUUAAAUUUUGGAUCUAAGAUUUAUGGAUGUAUGUUUGGCUGCUCCCACCAACUCUUCGAAGUCAUCCCUCGAAUCGCAUGCCUGGCAAAGUGUCACUCGUUUUCAAACCAUCGAGCCAAUGAAUCACGCACGAAGGAUUUUGAAAUACUUGAGCGGCGAAUAGAGAAUUGGCAACCAACACUCGGAUUACAGCAGUCAUGGUUGAACAGUCCCCAGAGGAUAGAAGAGUUGCAAAUAGCUGGAAAUGCCUAUCAACAGGCCUGUCUUAUCUUCCUCCAUACGUCCUUCCACGGACCCCAUCCCCCGGAUACACAUUUGUUUGCUAGAGUGGAUGUUUGUACAGAAAAGUUCUUGAAUUAUUUUGGGCAGUUAUCUACCGAAUCUCCUGCUUGGACGACGAUGAUGUGGCCGAUGAUUAUUGUCGGCUCUUGCCUACGAACUGCCCGUCAACGCCGCAUAUUUACUGAUAUUGUGAACAAGUCCACCUUCCAGAUGCGUAUCGUUGAUAGCACGCUUCGAUUCAUCCAGUGGGUUUGGGAAGCCUAUGAUUAUGACCAGUCAACUUAUGGGCCCUACAGUAUUGAACGUAUUAUAAGAACUAAAAAAUUCAACAUUUGUGUUGCCUAA
Talaromyces stipitatus ATCC 10500 is the source of this 1395-nucleotide messenger RNA. Its product is annotated as C6 transcription factor, putative. The record is from RefSeq and is a predicted model, not a curated record. Bases 1 to 1395 code for a protein of 464 amino acids. Gene Ontology annotation, cellular component: nucleus. Gene Ontology annotation, molecular function: DNA-binding transcription factor activity, RNA polymerase II-specific; transcription cis-regulatory region binding; zinc ion binding. Lineage: Eukaryota; Fungi; Ascomycota; Eurotiomycetes; Eurotiales; Trichocomaceae. Gene Ontology annotation, biological process: positive regulation of transcription by RNA polymerase II. The transcript has 2 exons.